AUGACGAGAGACUGCACUGCUGGUGCACAGAAGUUUAGGAACAAAACACAUCUGACCGAGACCUGCCUGUUACAUGCCGCUGUAGGAGUGCUGGUCCUGUCCUGGUACCCGCCCGGCCUAGCAGGCAACAACAGGGAGCCGUCGGACAGCCUCGUGCCUUCCAUACUGGACGCUGCGCACAGAUACGCCAUAAAGGUUGCCUUUCAUAUCCAGCCAUACAAAGGGCACGAUGACCACACUGUGCCUGAGAAUAUCAAAUACAUCAUGGACAAAUACGGAUCACACGCAGCUUUUUAUACGUACAAGACCAGCACCGGCAAGAUUCUCCCGCUGUUUUAUAUCUAUGAUUCCUACUUGACACCAGCUGAGUCCUGGGCCAACCUUCUCACGCCAUCAGGCUCCCGCUCUCUCCACAACACCGCUUACAAACUGUUCAUAACGCUGCUGGUGGAGGAGGGACACAAGCACGAUAUCCUCUCCGCAGGGUACGAUGGCAUGUACAGAUACUGUGCGUCCAGUUUCUCUUUUGGCUUAUCCCACCAGAACUGGAAAGCAAUCAAAACUUUCUGCGACUCCAAUAACCUGAUGUUUGUCCCCAGCGUUGGCCCAGGCUACACUGACACCAGCAUUCGCCUGAACAACCACAACACUCAGAACAGAGUCAACGGGAAGUACUAUGAAACAGCUCUGCAGGCUGCCCUGGUCAGGCCAGAGAUCGUCUCCAUCACAUCCUUUAACGAAUGGCACGAAGGCACCCAGAUCGAGAAAGCCGUACCCAAGAAGAUGCUGACACACCUUUAUCUGGACUACCUUCCUCAACAGCCGAGCAUGUACCUGGAGCUGACUCGCAGCUGGGCAGAACAUUUCAGCAAAGAGAAAGAGCAGUGAUUGAUGUGA
Molecule: messenger RNA, 897 nt
Organism: Fulmarus glacialis (Northern fulmar)
Lineage: Eukaryota; Metazoa; Chordata; Aves; Procellariiformes; Procellariidae
Gene: MANEAL
Product: mannosidase, endo-alpha-like
Cellular component (GO): Golgi apparatus
Molecular function (GO): alpha-mannosidase activity
Source: RefSeq, a predicted model, not a curated record